AUGAAUAUAGUCGUGCUUUCUGGUGGAACAGCAGCCAAUGCACUGCUGCCCGCUUUUGAAGCAGUUUCGAACGAACUUUCCUUCAUCCUUCCGAUUUCCGAUAACGGUGGAUCCACAAGCGAAAUUCUGCGUGUUUUGGGUGGUCCUGCAAUUGGAGACAUUCGUUCUCGCAUUGUUCAUUUGAUAAAGGACGAGAAGUUAUCGUCUUUGUUGGGAUUUCGGCUGUCCACUGAAACUACAAGUGCCAAACAAGAAUGGAACUCGAUAGUGGAAGGAACUCACCAGGUAUGGAAUGGCUUUGAGAGUGAAGUGAAGGAUAUUUGCAGGUCGUUUUUGAUCCAUACUCAAGCGGAAAUACUCAAAAAACAUAAAUCUUCUGCUCCGUUUCAGUUCGAAAAAGCUAGCGUCGGUAAUCUGUUUCUCACAGGUGUCCGUUUAUUUUUGGGUUCAUUAGAUGCAUCUAUCGAGCUUUCUCUCCGCGUUUGUCGUUGCGAUGAGCGCACAAGCAUCAUUCCGUGCAUAAACACGAAUCAUACGCACCACAUAUCCGCGCUUUUGCAAAACGGUGAUGUGAUCACUGGCCAAUCUCAAAUCUCACAUCCGUCACGGCAGCAGGUUAAGAAAAGUGGCGGCUGCGACCGAUUGCCUGUGCUAAAGACCCAAAAUAUGAGCACAGAAUCGCUUGUGGGUCCUGACUCAUCAGUACUUUUGAAGACUCAAUACCCUUCGGACGAGCCAUUUGAGGAUUUCGAAGACAACGAGGAGUAUGCAUAUCCAGGAUACAUACACCCUGAACUCAAGCUGUCACAAUUGCAUUUCGAUAAACUCGACAUCGACGUCGAUCACCUACUGCCCGCCGCCAUAAAGCGUAUUUUCUACAUCAAUCCUUAUGGAGAAGAAGUGCUGCCACAGGGCAAUAGCCGGGCCGUUGCCAAAUUGAAAAAUAGCGAUAUGAUCAUUUAUUCUGUUGGAUCCCUGAUGACUAGUCUACUUCCCAUCAUCAUUCUUGGUAACAUCGCAGAGACCAUGCUGGAAAACGAACAUGCCAGGAAAGUGCUUUUAGUCAAUAACAAAUAUGACAGGGAAACGUUUGGUAUGGACGGCACGCAAUUUGUGCAGCUGAUUGCUGAAUCAAUGAAUAGGGCUCUGAACAAUCACAAACGCAGGAGAAGAAGUCAUAAAGCAGAGAGUGCAGGUGCAAUAGUGCCGCUACCCUGGACAAAUUUUGUUACAGACGUAGUUUACUUAAAAUAUGGCGAGAUUCCUGUUGACGUCAAAUUUUUGGAGCAAUUAGGCAUUCGGACUUUCGCUAUAGAAUCUGACACUUUCCAGGUAGACGCGCUGGUCGCAACGUUGCAAUCUUUGCAACCCUAA
Messenger RNA from Lachancea lanzarotensis, 1374 nucleotides. Its product is annotated as LALA0S03e09186g1_1. Gene Ontology annotation, molecular function: LPPG:FO 2-phospho-L-lactate transferase activity. The transcript has a single exon. The record is from RefSeq and is a predicted model, not a curated record. Bases 1 to 1374 code for a protein of 457 amino acids. NCBI's taxonomy places the organism in Eukaryota, Fungi, Ascomycota, Saccharomycetes, Saccharomycetales, Saccharomycetaceae.